UCUCUCUCUCUCCCUCGCUCCCUGGCUGGCCGUUUGACUGUGAGCUCCUCACUUCAUCCGCACUGUGUUUACAUUCCCGUCCCCUGAGUCGAACCCAAUCCGCGGUGUACACCAUGUCCAAGCCGCUCUCCGACCAUGAUCGCAAGAAGCAGAUCUCGGUGCGCGGCCUGGCCGGCGUGGAGAACGUGACGGAGCUGAAGAGCAGCUUCAACCGCCACCUCCACUUCACGCUGGUGAAGGACCGGAUCGUGGCCACCAAGCGGGAUUACUACUUUGCCCUGGCCAACACGGUGCGGGACCAUCUGGUGGGCCGCUGGAUCAGGACGCAGCAGCACUACUAUGAAAAGGACCCCAAACGUGUGUACUACAUCUCCCUGGAGUUCUACAUGGGCCGCACUCUGCAGAACACCAUGGUGAACCUGGCCCUGGAGAACGCCUGUGACGAGGCCACCUACCAGCUGGGUCUGGACAUGGAGGAGCUGCAGGAGAUGGAGGAAGAUGCCGGUCUUGGAAAUGGAGGACUGGGUCGUCUGGCUGCUUGUUUCCUGGACUCCAUGGCGUCUCUGGGACUCGCGGCAUACGGUUAUGGAAUACGUUAUGAAUUCGGUAUCUUCAAUCAAAAAAUUGUCAACGGCUGGCAGGUGGAGGAGGCUGACGAUUGGCUGCGCUUCGGCAACCCCUGGGAGAAGGCCCGCCCCGAAUACAUGCGGCCAGUGAAAUUCUACGGAAGAACCGAACACCAUCCUGAUGGGGUCAAAUGGGUGGACACUCAGGUGGUGCUGGCUCUGCCCUACGACACGCCCAUCCCCGGCUACAGGAACAACAUCGUCAACACCAUGAGGCUGUGGUCCGCCAAAGCCCCCUGCGACUUCAACCUCAAAGACUUCAACGUUGGCGGCUACAUCCAGGCUGUGUUGGACAGGAACCUGGCAGAGAACAUCUCCCGUGUUCUGUAUCCAAACGACAACUUCUUCGAAGGCAAGGAGCUGCGUUUGAAACAGGAGUACUUUGUGGUUUCUGCCACCCUCCAGGACAUCAUCCGUCGCUUCAAGGUCUCAAAGUUUGGCUCCAGGGAAGUCGUUCGCACAGACUUUAACAAACUGCCUGACAAGGUUGCCAUUCAACUGAAUGACACCCACCCUGCCAUGGCUAUCCCUGAGCUGAUGAGGGUGCUGGUGGACGAAGAACAACUGGACUGGGACAAGGCGUGGGACAUCUGUGUGCGUACCUGUGCGUACACCAACCACACGGUUCUCCCCGAGGCGCUGGAGCGCUGGCCUAUUGACCUCUUUGCCCACCUCCUGCCCCGUCACCUGGAGAUUAUCUACGAAAUCAACAGGCGCCACCUGGAGAACGUUGCAGCCAGAUUCCCAGGCGACCAUGAGCGCCUGUGCCGUAUGUCCCUGGUGGAGGAGGGCGGCCAGAAGAGGGUCAACAUGGCCCACCUCUGCAUCGUGGGCUCGCACGCCGUCAACGGCGUCGCCCAGAUCCACUCCGACAUCCUAACGGCAACCAUCUUCAAGGACUUCUAUGAGAUGGAUCCCCACAAGUUCCAGAACAAGACCAACGGCAUCACCCCCCGACGCUGGCUGGUCAUGUGCAACCCUGGCCUGGCUGAGGUCAUCGCUGAGAGGAUCGGUGAGGAUUUCAUCCGAGAUCUGGACCAGCUGAAGGGGCUACUCAAGUACGUCAACGAUGAAGCCUUCAUCCGAGACAUCGCCAAAGUCAAACAGGAAAACAAGCUGAAGUUUGCCGCCCACCUGGAGGAGCACUACAAGGUGAAGAUCAACCCCAACUCCAUGUUUGACAUCCAGGUGAAAAGGAUCCACGAGUACAAGAGACAGCUGCUCAACUGCCUGCACAUGAUCACCUACUACAACCGGAUCAAGAAGGAGCCCAACAAGCAGUGGACCCCCAGAACAGUCAUGAUCGGAGGAAAGGCGGCCCCUGGUUACCACACGGCCAAGAUGAUCAUCCGCAUGAUCACAGCGAUUGGUGAGGUGAUCAAUAACGACCCGGUGGUGGGCGACCGCCUGAAGGUGAUCUUCCUGGAGAACUACAGAGUCACCCUGGCAGAGAAAGCCAUCCCCGCCGCCGACCUCUCCCAGCAGAUCUCCACGGCCGGGACGGAGGCGUCCGGCACGGGCAACAUGAAGUUCAUGCUGAACGGCGCGCUGACCAUCGGCACCAUGGACGGGGCCAACGUGGAGAUGGCGGAGGAGGCCGGCGACGGGAACCUCUUCAUCUUCGGCAUGAGGGUGGACGACGUGACCGCGCUGGACAAGAAGGGAUACCAUGCUGUGGAUUACUACAAUCGCCUGCCAGAGCUCAAACAGGCCAUGGACCAGAUCUCCUCAGGGUUCUUCAGUCCCAAGCAGCCUGACCUCUUCAAGGAGAUAGUGGACAUGCUCAUGCACCAUGACAGGUUUAAAGUGUUUGCUGACUAUGAAGAUUACAUCAAAUGCCAAGAACAAGUCAAUGAGUUGUAUAAGAACCCCAAAGAAUGGACCAAGAAGGUGAUCUACAACAUCGCCGGCUCUGGAAAGUUCUCCAGCGAUCGCACCAUCGCCCAGUACGCCCGCGAGAUCUGGGGCGUGGAGCCCACCCUUGAGAAGAUCCCAGCCCCCGACGAUAUCUAGAGGGCCUGCCACCGAGAUCCCACCACGGACACGGAUCGUCACUCCUAACCCACACCUGUGGUCAUGAGCCUACCUGUAUCCCCCAUCGGUGAUGUCAUCUCGGCCUACACGAUAAAUAAAUCAUCUUUGGGAAAAAUGAAUUGGGUUGCAGAGUAGUCUUUCGCGCUAACAGGCAGUGUUGAUCGCAAGUUUUCCACAACAAAUGAAUGGCCUCCCUACGUGUGUGUAUCAUUAUAAACUUUUUCUUGUUA
Gadus chalcogrammus (walleye pollock) is the source of this 2890-nucleotide messenger RNA. It is a transcript of the gene pygma, whose product is annotated as phosphorylase, glycogen, muscle A. Bases 114 to 2639 code for a protein of 841 amino acids. The record is from RefSeq and is a predicted model, not a curated record. Gene Ontology annotation, cellular component: cytoplasm. The transcript is spliced from 20 exons. NCBI's taxonomy places the organism in Eukaryota, Metazoa, Chordata, Actinopteri, Gadiformes, Gadidae. Gene Ontology annotation, molecular function: glycogen phosphorylase activity; pyridoxal phosphate binding. Gene Ontology annotation, biological process: glycogen catabolic process.